AUGGGGAUCCUGACUCGGUCCAAAAGUCGUCAGGCAUCUGAGCCCACGGAGCAACAACACGCAGAGCCCAAGACCCUUCCCCGGCUCAUCGAGAAGACUCUGCGACGAUCUCGCGCCGCCUCGCCCACGAAAGGUGAUGCGCCUGUGGAUGAGUCCGAAGCGUCCACGGCCCCUCGACGCGCCCGCGCUACCCGGGCAAAGACCGAUCUCGACUUCCCUCCGCGCGUGGAGACUGCGUACGGCAUCACCAUGCGGCCGAUCGGACAAUACCCCACCGUGGCCGAGUACAAGAGCGUUGGCCUCACUCCUCCCACUCGGAGUGCCAUCAAGCGCGCCUUCAAGGCCAUGAUGCGCACCAAGGGCGAGUCAGGUGAGGCGGUUGUCACCGAUAGCUCAGCGCCAAUGUCACCGGCGGCUGAGGAUGCGAUCAUCUCGGAUCUUCGGGGCAGCAAGGCUGUUUCGGAGCCUCUCCUGGGGAUCCCCGAGUACGAUUGCAUGGAAGGACCCGUGGAGGCCGCUGCACGGGAAGGUGAGGCCGAUGAGCUGCCGGCGAGCAGUUUGGAAAUGCCUGUCUUUGAGGUGACCCGACCUCACAUCGGUGGGAACUCUCUCUCGCCCAUCGAAACCCCCGUUGCGACUCCCGGAGACGACCUCUCCUCAGAUCUUCCCCUGCCCGCGCCCGGGACUCUCCCUUCUGGCCCCAUCGCUGAGGUGACAUCCUCUCACCAGGCGGCCGCGACUUCUCUCACCGGUGACAUGGACACCGAGAUGAUGCCCGCUCUGGUCCCACGCCCCGACGGCCCCGUGUUCCGCGACUUCCUCGCUGUUUUGGAGUCCCUCCCCGCGCCGACCUCCGACUACUACGACGUGGCGCAGCUCAAGCAAGUCAUGACAAGCUCGAUCGCUCAUUCGAGUGAGGCUGGCCAAGAUGAGAUCGCCAUGACACUGCUCCACUUCUGGUCCGGCAUCGCGGGAGAUGACUUCAAACUCUCUCUCGUUCACAACCUUGGCCUCAAAGAGGUGGAUCCUGACCUGGAGCUGGCGCUCAAGACCACGCUGUGCCGCUCAACCCACGAGGCCAGCGAGUGGUACAAGGCCUACGUUGCCAAGCUCCCCGCCGCCACGACACAGCGCGGCCCAGGCAGUGACUCCGGACUCUCUUCGGCGCAGUCGGUCGAGGCUGAUCGAGGAGGCCAGACAUUCAAAGCAGCGGACAUCUACCGCGACACCUCCGGUCCCCGCCUUGAGGACCUUUUCAACGCUGGCAGGACAAACACGGCUCCCCUGAAAAGACCCAAGAAGCCGUGCCCAGUGAAUGAAAAGUCAUUCAAGCGCCGCCGUGAGUGGGAAUCCGACCCCUCACUGGAUCAGACUCUCCGGGAGAAACGUGCGCGGCUCAUGGAGCACACGGCCCCCGAUCCUGCACUGGUCAAGCCCGACUGGAGCUCCAUCCGCCCCCAGAGGGAUGAGCCCAUCCUCGCUGAGCAGACGUCCAGUUCGGUCGCCCCAAGGGAAACCACUACGGCCGAUCAGGUCACGGAGUCCGUUGAGCCUUUGUCGGAGCCUGUCCCUGCGCGUGGACAACGAGGUAGUCGAGGUCGGGGUCGUGGACGUGGCCGAGGAGGCCGGGCAAUUUCUACGCGGUCCCAGCGCACCCAAGAGCCGCAGGAGCAAACCGAGCCACAGGUUGAUUCCCCGUCGACCGUCGCUUGCGCCGUCCCUCCUCAGGUUCUGGGCAAACGCCCUCGCGAGUUGUCAUUGGAUACCACCGUGUCCGCAGAAUCCGAACUCUCCAACGAGUGCUAUUCGGAACGAGAAAACGAAUGGCACGGGGAGUUUGGGGACCGGCAGAUGCCCAAUUCCAUUGAGCCGCCCGAGAAUAGCGACAACUGCUAUGAGUGCGACCAAGUGGGCAAUCUGCUUUGCUGCGACACGUGUGAGAACGCAUUCCAUUUCGAAUGCCUCCGACCUCGCCAGGACCCGAAGAACCCGCCUCGGGGAGAGUGGUACUGCCCACGAUGCGCAGUCCGAAACCCACUGACCACGGCGAUCGCGCAUGGGCGUCACAAGAAGCGGAAGACGGAAUUCGACCUCCCGGAUGAGAUCAAGGGAUAUUUCACCGGCGUAGAAACGGGCCAAAUCUCUGAUGCUCCGAUCCUCCAGGACAUCAAGAACAUGCGUUUCUACAAGGCGGUUCCCCACAUACCGCGUCUGACUAAGCCUCCCAGGGCUGGAACCCGGGCAACUCCUGCCUACGACGAUCCCAACCUGCUGAAGAUGACGGAGAAUGGUCAACUGAUUCUCUGCAACAGGUGUGGUCGGUCGACGGAGAAUACGCGGCCCAUCAUCCGCUGUGACUACUGCCCUUCUCACUUUCAUCUCGACUGUCUCGACCCUCCCCUGGCCCACCCCCCUAAUCCACGUAACGGGUGGAUGUGCCCCAAGCAUGUCCUUCCAGACGAAUUGCUCGUCACCAAAAUGGUUGACGGUAAAAUGCAAGAACGUCGUCCGCGCCGUCCCAAACACACGGUCGCUACUGUGGAUGUGGAGCCAGCACCCUAUGAGGAUGUCAACGAGACCACCUUCGAUGAUGACUUCCGUGAGAAGCGUCACCUCCUUCCUGCCGGGGACAUUGUCCUGGACUUUAUCUCUGCCGUCCGCCAUGAUUCGUCUCGCCAGCAACAGGACUUUUUCGCUGGGCUGACCCAAACCUGCUUGGCAUACGCUCGGAGCUUGGUGGAAGAGCGCCUUGCACAGUCCAGCAAUCAGUCGGCGGACGAGAUCACCGCCUCCAUCGCCCCACGCGUGACGGAAGCGAUCGGGAAUCUGCAAUCGGGCAGGGCGAGCAGAGAAGAGUACGACGCCGCCGUGGCACUGAUGGGCUUCGCAAGAGGCGACGACGCUCACGCAUCGGUCGAUGGCACCUCCCCCCAAUCGACCUGA
This is a messenger RNA of Penicillium oxalicum, 2943 nucleotides long. RefSeq names its product putative PHD finger domain protein. Lineage: Eukaryota; Fungi; Ascomycota; Eurotiomycetes; Eurotiales; Aspergillaceae. Gene Ontology annotation, cellular component: Rpd3S complex. Gene Ontology annotation, biological process: regulation of transcription by RNA polymerase II. The record is from RefSeq and is a predicted model, not a curated record. Bases 1 to 2943 code for a protein of 980 amino acids. The transcript has 2 exons.